UACUACUUGCGUGUCUUAAGAUAAAAUUAAUGGAUGUAUUUCUUGGUCUUUAAAAGAGCAUAAAACUUUUCUUUGAAGAAUGACCGAAGUAAUUUACGUCUGUAUGAGUCAUAACAAUCAUUUUGAUAUGUUUAAUGACUACUCUGUAGAGAAAGUGAGUUCUCGUGAUCAUAUCUUUUCCUUCAUAGCAGAGACCUAACUAUCCUCAACCAUUUUGAAUGUAAGAAUAGUGGCUCCACACCGUGGACGAGGCUGAGAACAACGUGGAUGCAUCUGGAUGAAUCGUAGCAGGGGAAAAUGUCUCGCAGGUAUCUGGUUUGACGAACCACGAUGCGUGCGAAGUGUAUGUGUGUGCGUAUCGCGUGAAUUUUCGCAGGUGGUGAUUUUUUGUACAAGACGAACAACAGAAAUUAUUGAGUGGUUGGUCGCGGAUCGAAACGAGGAGGAGGAGUGAGUCUUCGAAGCGCCGUGAUCGCGGGGCGUAUCCCAAAAUCGUCGGGGAAACUUACGUUUCGUCCAGUAAACUGUCUACGUUACGCGAUCGCGAUACGCGCGUCGUGUGUUUAAUCGUGUACCGUGGGAAAAAUCACGAUUGUGCGUGAAAUAUCCAACUGCGGAUGAGGUCGAAUUGACGGGGGUUGUGCACGGCUUGUUGAGGAGAAUCGAUUCGACGAUGACGAGUAUGAUGACCACCGAGGUGAUUCAUCUCCGCGAACGACGUUCUCUUGUUUAGUAACAAUGUUUCCAUAAUCCUGCCUCCAAAGAACAUCGGCCAAUAAUCAUUUAAACAACAGACGAGAAAAUCUUUUUCAUUGUCGUCGAUUGCCUUAUUGUGAAUCACUGCCAAUGUGUAACUCGGCCGACGAUUCUUACGUACAAAAGCUAGGUUAUCUGCAACUUGGUGAUGAAUCAAGUGACGCCGGCGGUACGUCGGGUACCGGUAGGGUCACGGGAUCACGACCCGAGGCCCAGGUACCUGUAUCGAGGAAUGUCGCCGGCAGAACAGAUGUUAGAGGGCCUAGCAGACCUGUUGGUGCCAUUGAAAGUUUUAUUGAAGGCAAUGCCGAUACCUGCAGGCAGUUAGCAACUGAUUACAAACUGUACGAGAGAGAAAAUAUAAUAGCUGCGUCAAGGUUUGCCACACCGAAGCCUGUGGAGCAGAUCAAUGCUCAACAGCAGCAGCAGCAGCAGAAUCAAAAUCGUAUGAGUCAUCAACAGGCACCAGUAUAUGAAAACAUUGAUUACUAUCCGCAACAAAGCCAGCCACAUCCACCGUAUUAUCAUCCAGUGGAAUCCAGAAAAAGUCCGAAAAGUAGUCCCAGAGGUUCUUUAGCAAGUGAAUCGUACGAACCCACUUUCAGAAAAGCACAACCGCAGGUUCCCACUGGAAACAGAUAUCAGUCUGCUUCACCAGCAAAAGAAUUGCCUCCAUAUGAGGCUCCUCCUGUGUACGAAAAUAUUCAAGAGGUACACUUCCCAGAAAAUACACAAAAUAAGCCAGGCCCUCAGGUUCCACCAAAUUAUUAUCAUCCAGCGACAAUAAAUGGUGGAGAUUAUGUUAUUAUGACUGGGAAAGUACAAAAUCAAAGGGGUAUGACGCAAAGUUUGUCAUACUCUCAACAAAGAGGAAGCAAUAUACGUGGUCAGAGCUAUGAUGGCACAAGCUUACAACAUUCUGUUGAUUCCCCUACAUCAAGGUACUUACAAGGAUCUUCUUCAUCCUUGGAUCAUCAAGCUAGCAGAAGUGCCUAUGUGCCGCCAUCAGAGUUGCAAACGCCGACCAGAAAUUUUAAUUACAACGCUGAGCAACAACCACAACAUUCCCCCAGAUCUAGGCUUCCUUAUCAUAGUGAAUCUCCACCGAUACGUUUACCUCCGGAACCUCACCAUUAUCGUGGUUCAUUGGAUAGUUCGAUGAGCGUGCAGCACGGAUUUAGAGCAUCAAAUCAUACGGAAAGUGCUCAACAGCCAUUAUACAGGCAGGAAAGUCCUCAUAAUUAUAAACCGUACAUGGAAUCGAACACAAGAAAUACAAAUGCGAACAUGAACACCGAGACGCAAGCCAGAAAUUCGCCUGUCUAUGGUGGAAGACCAGCAGAUCAAUCCGCGUGCCGUAAUUCUCCAUGUUACUCUCCAAGCAGAGUAUUACCACCGAACGAGAGAAACUAUCAUCAUCAAGAAUCAAGACCAGAUUUUCCUGCCAGAAAUUCUCCAAUUUAUUCUUCGAACAGAUCGUCGGAGCACUUGAGAUUAACUAAUCUACAGAACGAUAGAGGCUUCGUUCAAGACACACCCGAUCCUUCGGAAACUUCAAAACCAUCUGUGUACUCGCCUAGCCGCAUUGAUACUUCCAGAGUUGUAGCAAACAACAAUAUUGCAAGGGGUUCUCCCAAAACAAGUCCAACUCACAUUCAACUAUCUUCGGAUACGACAGCACAAAACGUGAUCAGUUCGCCGAGACACAUGUCAUCAUCUUCUACGAACAAUGUUAUUGGAAAUCCUCUACGUGGUCAAAUACAAACACCGGUGACUACCAGCACACCUACGACUACGGACUUCGACUCAAAUGUUCACGGGCCUAGGAUCACCAGCCUCCCCCCUGGAGUGACCAGCGGUGUAGCCGGCCCGGUUUUUUUAAAUGCCGGUGUCCCCGUGUUACAAAGACCAUCCGAACAUGAACCGGAGGAAAGAAAGUCAGUCAGUCCACCGAUUAAACCGACAGUUGGAAAGGGACUGCUACCUUACAAUGUUAUACCGCCCAGGCCUUCGGGGCCGACCGAAGCAGAGAGGAAAAUAGAGGAACUGACGAGACAACUCGAGGAAGAAAUGGAAAAGCAGGAAGAGGAAGGGGAAUACUUCGGUAUCUGUCACACAUGCGGUGAGAAAGUAACCGGUGCGGGCCAAGCCUGCCAAGCCAUGGGCAACCUGUAUCAUACCAAUUGCUUUAUAUGCUGUUCAUGUGGGAGAGCCUUGCGCGGUAAAGCCUUCUAUAAUGUUCACGGAAGGGUAUACUGUGAGGAAGAUUAUUUGUAUUCUGGUUUCCAACAGACUGCCGAGAAGUGCGCAAUCUGUGGUCAUCUCAUUAUGGAAAUGAUAUUACAAGCUAUGGGAAAAUCCUAUCACCCGGGAUGCUUUAGGUGCUGCGUUUGCAACGAAUGUCUGGAUGGUGUUCCAUUCACGGUUGACGUUGAUAAUAAAAUUUAUUGCGUUAACGACUACCACAGAAUGUUUGCCCCAAAGUGCGCCUCUUGUGGAAAAGGAAUCACUCCUGUUGAGGGCACCGAGGAGACGGUACGAGUUGUUUCCAUGGAUAAAGAUUUCCACGUAGACUGUUACGUCUGCGAGGAUUGCGGCAUGCAAUUGACCGAUGAACCUGACAAACGAUGCUAUCCGCUCGACGGUAGGCUUAUGUGUCGCGCGUGUCACAUUCAACGCAUAUCUCACAUGCAACCCAGAGCACCACAACCAGUAUCUGCUAGUUAUCAGUUCAUGGGAUAAGUUAAGUUAAAUAUAUUCCAAGUUGAACAUUUCGAAUUUAAUGCUCACGUAUCGAUCAUCCAGCAAUAUAAAUAUUAUAAGAAUUGACUGACAGACAAGAAGACGGAGUUACAUAUGCCUAAUUAUUUGUGAACGUAGAGAUUUAUACAACAAACAAGUAUCGAUGUUUGCAGUAAGAUCAUUAAUCAGAGUCUGCGGAAGGAAUAUAGUCUAAUUGUUCUACAACAGGCAUGGACAUACUUUUUAUUCGCUUCCGACUACUGCGUAAAACUCGCCUAGCGAGUCAAUCUGUGUGGGUCCUAUAGAUAAGCAUAGAAUGUCAGUCUACAACAUACAUUAAAUCGUACUAAAAUCUUUUAAAAUUGUGUGGCGUGGGAGGCAACUUUGUCCAUGCCUGCUCUAAAACAUUAGACUAACAGAGCAAUGACUGGGUAUUUACAGAAUCGAAAAUACUUACACUGCCUUUUGGGAUCAGCUGUACUGUAUAGACAGGUCGAUGUUUAAUCUUUUCGUAAAUAUAUAUAUACAUAUAUUAACGCGAUCUUAUAUACAUGAAGCGAUAUUCCAUUGACAGCUAUUAAUAUAGAUAGAUUAAUGGUAUAUUUAAUAUAUAUAUAUAUAUAUGUGUGUACGUGCUAUUAUUUAUUUUGUCCAAGGUACUGCGUUCACGUAUGCAGUGGUUUCGUUAGGGUGAGCAAGUUGCGCAGGCAACUGUGAUAUAUUAGCAUAAUAACUGCAUCGUCAUUAAGCAAUGAUUCCUUAUUUUAGAUCUUGUAUAUAAUAUAUUUGUAACCAUGCCUGUGAGGAUAUGUUUAUUAUCUAACGAUCAAAAAUUCCAGACAGUUCCCCGGCAUGGUUUAAACAUAGCGUAUUUACCAUAUGCGAUAUAUGUAUUGCGUUCGCUAACAGUAUUUAUUAUGACGGUACAUCAUAUAUCAAUUAUUAGUAUCGAAACAUUGUUAUACAUUACUCUUGACAUUUAUCGAUGUUACUCAGGAAGUUAAUGACACUGUUGGCGUUUAAAAAGUAUAUAUAUCUUAACGCUUGAGCGUAUGAAAAAGUGCGAUUCGGUGCGCUGAGGACAUAAUUUUAGGAUGCUGCCAACGCACAAGCCCGUGCUGCCAAAAACGAACUUUGCUACUUCGUCUUUAAUAUUUCCAUGUCUAUAGUGAAUUUAUGCUACAAGUAUUGUAGAUAAAAAGUACAAUGUUAUUUAAAUAAGUGUACGCAUGGUAUAUGUAAAACAAGACGAUCGUUCAAUAAAGAAAAGUAUACCUGCCUAAA
Molecule: messenger RNA, 4782 nt
Organism: Ceratina calcarata
Lineage: Eukaryota; Metazoa; Arthropoda; Insecta; Hymenoptera; Apidae
Gene: jub
Product: LIM domain-containing protein jub
Exons: 6
Coding region: 847-3498 (883 amino acids)
Biological process (GO): cytoskeleton organization; response to hypoxia; regulation of DNA-templated transcription
Cellular component (GO): P-body; transcription regulator complex; nucleus
Molecular function (GO): transcription corepressor activity
Source: RefSeq, a predicted model, not a curated record